Molecule: messenger RNA, 1307 nt
Organism: Microtus oregoni (creeping vole)
Lineage: Eukaryota; Metazoa; Chordata; Mammalia; Rodentia; Cricetidae
Product: aldo-keto reductase family 1 member B7-like
Exons: 10
Coding region: 84-1034 (316 amino acids)
Cellular component (GO): cytosol; mitochondrion
Molecular function (GO): aldose reductase (NADPH) activity
Source: RefSeq, a predicted model, not a curated record
UCCCCAAGGACGCAUAACCUUUAUCAGCUUCCUAAAGUAGGCCAGAGGUGCCUAUCAGCUCUCUCAGGACAGUUUCUGUAACCAUGGCAGCCUUCGUGGAGCUCAGUACCAAAGCCAGGAUGCCCAUCGUGGGCCUGGGCACCUGGAAGUCUCCCCCUAAUAAAGUCAAAGAAGCUGUGAAGGCCGCCAUUGAUGCUGGGUACCGCCACAUUGACUGCGCCUAUGUGUAUCAGAAUGAGAAUGAAGUGGGGGAAGCCAUCCAAGAGAAGAUCAAGGAGAAGGCCGUGAAGCGGGAGGACCUCUUCAUUGUCAGCAAGCUGUGGUCCACCUUCUUCGAGAAAAGCCUGGUGAAGAAAGCCUUUCAGAAAACCCUCACGGAUCUGAAGCUGGACUACCUGGACCUGUAUCUAAUUCACUGGCCACAGGGAUUCCAGGCUGGAAAUGAAUUUUUACCAAGAGACGAUAAAGGCAACAUUCUCGUCAGUAAAGCAACAUUCUUGGAUGCUUGGGAGGCCAUGGAGGAACUAGUGGACCAGGGGCUGGUGAAAGCUCUGGGUGUCUCCAACUUCAACCACUUGCAGAUUGAGAGGCUCCUGAGCAAGCCUGGACUGAAACAUAAGCCAGUGACCAAUCAGAUUGAGUGCCACCCAUUUCUCACCCAGGAGAAACUGAUCCAGUACUGUCACUCCAAAGGCAUUGGCAUCACGGCCUACAGCCCUCUAGGUUCCCCAGACAGACCUCAAGCCAAGCCAGAAGACCCUGUAGUACUGGAGAUUCCCAAGAUUAAGGAGAUUGCUGCAAAGCACAAGAAAACUGCAGCCCAGGUUCUGAUUCGGUUCCACAUCCAAAGGAAUGUGGUGGUGAUCCCCAAGUCUGUGACACCCUCCCGCAUACAAGAGAACAUUCAGGUCUUUGACUUCCAGCUAAGUGAUGAGGAGAUGGCCACCAUUCUCAGCUGCAACAGAAACUGGAGGGCCUGCGGCCUGUUUAUGGCAAGUCAUCUUGAGGAGUUCCCUUUCCAUGCCGAAUACUGACACGGGUUCACCUGAUGAGUUUGCCCAGUCGCCCUCUUCACGGGUGUGCCAUCCUCUCCUCAGGACUCCUAUUGUUGCCAAGCCUACCAGAUACCACACUGAGCCAGCCACAAGAAGACAAUUCUUCAUUUAAACCUCAUGUUCAGCUAGAGGCAGCCUGUCACAGACAGGACAAUUGUUUUCACUAAUUAGAUCUGGCCAAAUGUUUGUCUUACCCCAGUGGUAAUUCUGAGGACAUAAAGAUCAAACAAUAAAAAUGACAAUCACCACACA